AUGGAAUUGCAAAUGAAGGUGGCGCAGGCGGUUCACGUCCUGAAUCACGAUACAGAGUCGUGCAACCGUGUGGCAGCAAAUCAAUGGCUGGUUCAGUUUCAGCAGACCGACGCCGCUUGGGAGGUCGCCACCUCCAUCCUCACAUCCGAUUUUCACCACUCAUUCGUCUCCGAUUACGAGGUUGAGUUCUUCGCUGCCCAGAUUCUUAAACGAAAGAUCCAAAAUGAGGGCUGUUAUUUGCAGUCAGGAGAUAAAGAUGCUUUGCUAAAUGCCCUUCUUGUGGCUGCUAAAAGAUUUAGUUCAGGCCCUCACCAGCUUUUGACACAAAUAUGCCUUGCACUCUCUGCGCUUAUACUGCGAGCUGCUGAGCAUGGAAAGCCUGUUGAGCAACUCUUUUAUAGUCUUCAGAAUCUGCAGACCCAGGUUGAUGGCAAUGUUGCUGUUCUGGAGAUGCUUACUGUUUUACCCGAAGAAGUUUUAGACAACCAAAAUACUGACUCUAACAUAAGUUCAGCUGACAGAAACCAGUAUGGCCAAGAGCUUCUCUCACAUACACCUAUGGUUCUUGAGUUCCUACUGCAACAAUCUGAGAAAGGGUUUGAUGGUGGUGUUCGGGCUGGGUGCUUUUCAGAGAUUCCCCAUGGAUUAUUACCAGCACAUCCGCUUCUUAACUUUGUUUUUAAUUCUCUGCAGGUGUCAUCUUCAUUUGAUCUGGCAAUAGAAGUUCUUGUUGAGCUUGUGAGUCGACAUGAGGGGCUGCCCCAUGUUUUGUUAUGCAGGGUGCAUUUUCUUAAAGAAGUACUACUUAUGCCAGCUCUUAGUAAUAGUGAUGAGAAAGUAGUAGGUGGUCUUGCUUGCUUAUUGUCAGAGAUUGGGCAGGCUGCACCAUCUCUGAUUGUAGAAGCAAGUGCUGAGGCAGUUGCGCUGGCGGAUGCACUUUUAAGCUGCGUGACAUUUCCGAGUGAAGACUGGGAGAUAGCAGACUCAACUUUGCAAUUUUGGUCUGGGUUUGCAAGCUAUAUUCUUGGCCUUGAUGAGGAUGGUGCGAAACAGAGGAAGCAAGUGGAAGACAUGUUUUUCCCAGUAUUUUCAGCAUUACUUGAUGCGCUUUUGUUGCGUGCUCAGGUAGAUGAUUCUAUGUUUAAUGAUGAACAAGGAACACCUGAGCUGCCUGACGGUCUUGUCCACUUUAGAAUGAAUCUUGUUGAACUUUUGGUGGAUAUUUGUCAGCUUUUAAGAUCUGCUACAUUUGUCCAGAAGCUUUUCUUUGUUGGUUGGGCAUCUGCAAAUGCACCAAUACCCUGGAAGGAGGUGGAAACCAAGUUGUUUGCUCUUAAUGUGGUUGCUGAGGUAGUCCUACAGGAGGGCCGAACCUUUGAUUUCUCAGUCAUCAUGCAGUUGGUUACAGUGUUGUCCACUAGGCCUUUAGAUGAGCUGAAGGGCAUCAUGUGCAUUGUGUAUAGAUCUCUUGCGGAUGUUGUUGGCUCCUAUUCGAAGUGGAUAUCUGCUUUCCAAACAAAUGCUAGACCUUUACUAUUAUUUCUUGCUGCUGGAAUAUCGGAACCCCUGUCCUCGAGUUCUUGUGCUUCUGCCUUGCGUAAAGUUUGUGACGAUUCUUCUGCAUUCAUGUGUGAAGCUUCGAAUUUGGAGAUUCUGAUGUGGAUAGGAGAGGGUUUGGAGAAGAGACAGUUACCAAUGGAAGAUGAGGAAGAAGUUGUUAGUGCUGUUAGUCUUAUCCUUGGUUCUAUUACUAACAAAGAAUUAAAGAGCAACUUAUUGGCUAGGUUGCUUUCUUCUAGCUUUGAAGCUAUUGGGAAACUUGUUGAUGAAGACAAUAACCAUUGUCUUAGACAGAAUCCUGCUACAUACACACAAAUUUUGAACUCUGGUGCAAGAGGACUUUACAGGAUGGGAACCGUAUUCAGUCAUCUUGCAACAUCCAUGCAGAGUGGACCUUCUGCAGAUGAUUGUAUGCUUGCACUGUUGCAAGUUUUUUGGCCCAUGCUUGAAAAACUUUUCUGGUCUGAGCACAUGGAGAAUGGUAAUUUAUCCACAGCAGCUUGCCGAGCUCUUACACAAGCAAUUCAGUCAUCAGGCCAACACUUCUUAAGAUUACUGCCUAAAGUACUAGAUUGCUUAUCAACAAAUUAUGUGUCUUUCCAAAGUCAUGAAUGCUACAUAAGAACUGCAUCUGUUGUCAUUGAAGAAUUUGGUAACAAAGAGGAGUAUGGACCCUUGUUUGUCACCACUUUGGAGAGAUUUACACAUGCAGCAUCGGUAAUGGCUCUUAAUUCUUCAUAUAUAUGUGACCAAGAGCCUGAUCUAGUGGAGGCGUACACAAAUUUGCAUCCACAUAUGUACGCGGAACUCGAAGUAGUGGCUGCAUCUGGUACCCUUCUUGAAAUUUCCUUUCAAAAGGCAGCUAUAUGCUGCACAGCUAUGCAUCGUGGCGCAGCACUCGCGUCCAUGUCAUACUUAUCUUGUUUCUUGGAAGUGGGCCUGGCCUCUUUGUUGGAUUCUAUGACUUGUACCCCUGAAGGAUCAUUCAGUGCAAUGGCCAUUCAAGUCAUAUCCCAUAGUGGCGAGGGACUUGUAUCAAAUCUGAUUUAUGCUUUGCUUGGUGUUUCGGCAAUGUCACGGAAUGUAUUCUUCCCAAUGCGAAAUUUACAGCAGGUUCAGGCUCUUCCUGCCGAAUACCUAAAGCAAGGGGAAGUUGAAACUUUAGUGCCGGUUUGGUCUAAGGCCCUUGCUGGUGCAGCUUCAGAUUAUAUCGAGAGCAGGAGCUGUGAUGGAGGACAUAAUAGUUAUGGUCACAUGCAAGGGAAAGGGGGGAGAGUUCUGAAGCGUUUGGUUCGUGAAUUUGCUGAUAGCCACCGCAAUGUCCCAAAUUUGACUUGA
Prunus armeniaca (apricot) is the source of this 2898-nucleotide messenger RNA. Lineage: Eukaryota; Viridiplantae; Streptophyta; Magnoliopsida; Rosales; Rosaceae. The record is from the annotation of a GenBank genome assembly.